ACUUCUGUCUUCAGUAACACAAGACUUUAAGUUCCCACUAAGCCAUCAUGCAUUUGUUUGCUGAAGCCACUACUAAAUUCACACUUGAGCUGUACAGGCAGCUCAGAGAAUCAGACGGCAACAUCUUCUAUUCCCCAAUCAGCAUUAUGACAGCAUUAGGAAUGCUCCAGCUUGGAGCCAAAGGAAACACUGAACAACAAAUUGAGAAGGUUCUUCAAUUCAAUGAAACUAGAAAGAAGACAACAGAAAAAUCUGCAGAAUCUCAUGGUAAAGAGAAUGUGCAUGAACAAUUUCAAAAGCUUAUGACUCAGUUAAACAAAUCCAAUGAUGCUUAUGACCUGAAGGCUGCCAACAGUAUCUAUGGAGCGAAGGAUUUCCCAUUUCUCCAGACAUUUUUGGAAGACAUUAAGAAAUAUUACCAAGCUAAUGUGGAAUCACUUGAUUUCAUACAUGCAGCAGAAGAAAGCCGAAAGAAGAUUAAUUCCUGGGUGGAAAGCCAAACAAAUGGAAAAAUCAAAGACUUAUUUCCUAGUAAGAGCCUGAACAGUAGCACUAGACUGGUUCUGGUGAACGCAGUGUAUUUCAAAGGACAAUGGAAUCACAAAUUUGAUGAAAAGGAAACCACAGAAGAAAAGUUUUGGCUGAACAAGAAUACAAGUAAACCUGUCCAAAUGAUGAAACAAAGAAACAAAUUUAAUUUCAUCUUUCUGGAGAAUGUGCAAACCAAGAUUGUGGAAAUACCAUACAAAGGCAAAGAGCUAAGUAUGUUUGUCCUGCUGCCAGUGGAAAUUGAAGGUCUGAAGAAGCUUGAAGAACAACUCACUGCUGAUAAGUUACUAGAGUGGACAAGACCAGAAAACAUGCAUAUGGUCGAGUUGUAUUUAUCUUUGCCUCGGUUCAAAGUGGAAGAGAAGUAUGAGCUCCUAGCUCCGUUGAAACACAUGGGCAUGGUCGACGCCUUUGAUCCACAGAAGGCUAACUUCUCCGGCACGAGCAGCACUCAAGGUCUCGUGGUGUCUAAACUGAUACACAAGUCCUUUGUGGAGGUAAAUGAAGAGGGAACAGAAGCUGCCGCUGCCACAGGGGUGGAAUCCCGCUUAUUAUCUGCCCCAGUCUUCCAAUAUUUUUCUUGUAAUCACCCUUUCCUAUUUAUCGUGAAGCAAAACAAGACCAACAGUAUCCUCUUUUUUGGCAAAAUGUCUUCCCCCUAAGUGCAGUGACUCUGGCAUGUGUCCAGAAAGUUAAAAAAGUUAUUGUAGCUAGUUUAGGCCUGGGAACAGGUUCUCUUGCUUCAUUUUCUUUCCCAUCUCAAUAUCCCUGCUAAGAAUGCAUUAGUUGGGGCAGGAUAGCUCUAUUAUCUCUAUUUUUCUUUCUUUUCUUCUUUUUUGUAUACAUCCAUACAAAUCUGGUUUCUCUGUAUAAAGAUUCUCUGGGGAAAAAUGUUCAACAUAAAGAUGAAGGGGUGUUUUAAUUAGAAGUUGUCUUCUAAUCUAGCUUGUAUCUGUGACCUGUGUUAAGUAAGCUAGAGAAAAUCAUACCUUCUUUUUAAUUUGAUUAAUAUAAACAUCUACAUUGCUUUAGGAGAUAUCUAGACACUUCAUAAGCUUAUAAAUUUUGUGAUUUUUACAAGACACAUUUUCAAUAAAAUAAUGAUCUUUCAACUU
Messenger RNA from Mastomys coucha (southern multimammate mouse), 1664 nucleotides. Its product is annotated as serpin B4-like. The record is from RefSeq and is a predicted model, not a curated record. Gene Ontology annotation, molecular function: serine-type endopeptidase inhibitor activity. The transcript is spliced from 8 exons. Gene Ontology annotation, biological process: negative regulation of endopeptidase activity. Bases 48 to 1211 code for a protein of 387 amino acids. NCBI's taxonomy places the organism in Eukaryota, Metazoa, Chordata, Mammalia, Rodentia, Muridae.